Molecule: messenger RNA, 936 nt
Organism: Aphanomyces astaci
Lineage: Eukaryota; Oomycota; Saprolegniomycetes; Saprolegniales; Verrucalvaceae
Exons: 2
Coding region: 1-936 (311 amino acids)
Source: RefSeq, a predicted model, not a curated record
AUGGAAACACCCAUCAUCGCGUUGGCGGUGACCAUGACGACCGUGGAAACGAACAUCAAAAACGUCCACGAGUCUCGAUCACUUUCCUACAUCAACGUCGUUCCCGCACGUGCUCUCCAUUUUACCGACCACGUACAUGUUCUCCUUCACGACGACAUCGUUCUCGUACUCCAUCCAGACAUCGUUUUCCCUCCCCUUCUCGAUGCCCUUCCCGUCGACAUCGUUCACGCUCCCCUUCCAUGCAACACCAGCCUCGAUCUCGACAUCACUCUCCAACACCACCCCGUACAUCCAACACAUUCCUUGGCACUGCUCCUACUCCUGCUUCUGGACCCUCCCAUACUCCAACCGAUGCUCCAUCCCAUGCUCCAACCCCGAAUCCAUCUGGCCCCAAAUCCAAACACCAUCAAACAUCACCCCCAAGUCCCAUUCCACCUACUGAUUCCAAGCGACCACGCACAACCCUAUCAACCUCCACUCAACGAACUAUUACCGUACCGAACGUCCCUCAGCCCCCUACCUCACUUUCGCAUCCAUCGCAACCCUACUACUACAGCCAAAGAACCUCCUUCCCAUGCAUUCAAGCCACCUAUCCUGCGAUCGGUCAAGACAUCUACCUUCACAUCCAACAAGUCGGUUCACUUCAACCUUCAAGAUCAUAUACACUUCAAAAUGAAGACUCAAGCCCCCACCACCUCUGGCAGUUCACUGUACCUCUUCCUGGUCUACUCCAUCUCAUUCAACCUUCAACAUCCCGUCAAGAUCAUCCUCGAUCAAUCAAGUCCUUCGUCAUCCUCUGCCGCGUUUACCAUCGCGUCCGACUCUCGCCCCUCCAACGAAUCACUGUACCGACUAUGGCACAACCGAUUUGGCCAUCCAAGUGACUCGGUCUUCCAGUCCCACUUCAAGGACCACCUCGACUUCACCUCAAGCUGA